Messenger RNA from Brassica oleracea var. oleracea, 421 nucleotides. RefSeq names its product caffeic acid 3-O-methyltransferase-like. Gene Ontology annotation, molecular function: O-methyltransferase activity; S-adenosylmethionine-dependent methyltransferase activity. Gene Ontology annotation, biological process: methylation. The record is from RefSeq and is a predicted model, not a curated record. Lineage: Eukaryota; Viridiplantae; Streptophyta; Magnoliopsida; Brassicales; Brassicaceae.
UGUUCGUGGAUGUUCCAAAAGGAGAUGCCAUGAUCUUGAAACGUAUACUUCAUGAUUGGACCGACGAAGACUGUGUGAAAAUUCUUAAGAACUGUUGGAAGUCACUACCGGACAACGGUAAAGUUGUUGUCAUAGAACUAGUCACUCCAGAUGAAGCUGAGAAUGGGGACAUUAAUGCAAAUAUUUCCUUUGAUAUGGAUAUGUUGAUGUUCACCCAAUGUUCCGGUGGAAAAGAAAGAUCACGAGCCGAGUUUGAAGCUUUGGCUGCAGCUUCUAGCUUCACCCAUUGCAAAUUUGUUUGUCAGGCUUAUCAUUGCUGGAUUAUUGAGUUUUGUAAAUAAAAUGUAUAAGAUAUAAAACUAAAACGCUGAAAUUGUUAAUUCAUCUUCGUCUCAUUAUGUGAUGAUCAUGCUUUGACUGU